AUGAACACAUGCAGAACUUUACUGCCGUUAGCGGUGGACGAGAACCUUCAGUUCAGACUGGAUGAGCGCAGCGCUCACAGCAGCCUGGACCUCUUCAAGAAAGACACGGGAAUCAUCUACCGCAUGCUGGGCCUCGACCCCACCCAGGUCCAAGACAACCCCGAGCGCUUCAGGGAGUGGGCCGUGGUGUUGGGCGACGCGAGGAUCGACAGCGGACGCCACUACUGGGAGGUCACGGUCAAGAAGUCGCAGGAGUUUCGUGUGGGGGUGGCAGAGGCGCUGAUGUGCAGGGACGAGUGCGUCGGCACCAGCAGCUCGUCCUGGGUGUUUGGCUUCGCUCAGAGGAAGUGGUUCGCCAUGACCAAGGGUAAGGUGGUUCCAGUAACCCUGGUGGGAAAGCCUGACCGCGUGGGGAUCCUGCUCGACUACGAAGCGGGUCUCCUGGCACUGGUGGACACCGAGAAGCCCCGGAUCAUCCAUGCCCUCAACGCUCAGUUCACUUCUCCUCUCUGCCCUGCGUUUGGACUUUGGGACGGGGAGCUGCUCACACACUCGGGUCUGGAGGAACCGGAGGGCCUGAAGUGAAGUGGGAUCAACAGAUGGUGGUACUGGUCACGUGGGCCAGCAGAAGGGAUCUGAUACUUGGGCAGCACUUCUCAUGAUCAAAGAACCUUUCAGGAAAAAUAGCAAUAUCUUUAAUGGAAAUCACUGAAAGUUGAUGGUUAAGUUCAGUUAAUCGUCAUGCGAGAUCUUUGUGUGUCGUUUGUAACAGACGUGUGUGAGCUGCAUGUCUGACCUCAUGGACUAACGGUGGCUGGACCUGAGAGGAACAUUUACUGCCACGUUCUUUUAUACUGAAUGCUGUGGUAUUUCUCACUAAUAGAAUCUAGGGGGUGCACCAAUAAAUUGUCCGGCCAAUUCAUCGGCCCCGAUUUCCUUAAUUUUGGAAGAUCGGCUGAUACACGAGAAACU
Molecule: messenger RNA, 972 nt
Organism: Nematolebias whitei (Rio pearlfish)
Lineage: Eukaryota; Metazoa; Chordata; Actinopteri; Cyprinodontiformes; Rivulidae
Gene: spryd4
Product: SPRY domain containing 4
Exons: 2
Coding region: 1-585 (194 amino acids)
Molecular function (GO): protein binding
Source: RefSeq, a predicted model, not a curated record